UGACCGAGAAAGCAAGUGAGAGUAUAGAAAUAUCUAAAAUAAAAGAAAAAUUGUAUAAAAUAGGAGAUGAUAGUGCGUUUGAUGACUUUAUGAGCAGCUUCAAUAGCGUGGAAUCUAUACACAAGUACACACACUCAUUCUUGUCAGGAUUCUCGAAAAGGGAUUUCACUAGCAAUCAACAAGUUAAAUUGAUUACAGACUUCUUAUCUUUCAUUAGAGAGGAAAUGGAAAAGACAGGCCAGUUCGGCGAUUUAGACAGCGCAUUGUUAUCAAUGGACAAGCUCAUUCAUCGUAAAUUAUACCAUAGAAUCUUCAAGCCAAAGAACGAUGACUUAGCAAAAGACCAGGUCUUGGAACAAAGGGUGAGGAUUUUUAGCUGGAUUGAGUUGAAACAGCUUGACUUGGAUUUCGGCCUUGGUGAGACAUUUAAUCUGGCGACAGAACAGCUCCAAUCGAUAAAUAAAUACCACUGCCCACAAGAUAAGACACUCGUAAUUCUCAACACAUCAAUUAUCCUCACAGACAUCCUCAACAAGUCACCAGCAACAACAUCUGCUGAUAGCUUACUUCCACUUUUUAUAUACACUCUCCUUCAAACGAACCCUUCACAUUUAAUUAGCAAUAUAGAAUAUAUCCAGCGUUUCACCAACAACGAGCAGCUCUCCGGUGAGGUUGGCUACUAUUUCUACACUCUGACAGCUGCUGUCUCAUUUAUCAACAACUUAGACCAUAAGGCUCUUUCGAAUAUCGAAAAAGAAGACUUUGAGAGACACGUCGAAGAAGCUAUUUCACAGCUACCCUCAACUCCGCCAGCUUCUCCUGAUAAACCACCAACAACGCCUCAGCUAAAUAUAGCAAAUGAGUCAAAGCAACUCUUCCAGAAGACAACACAGGGUAUUGGUAAGAUAGGCAAACUACUCGGUGAGGUUGUCGAAGAGGGCGUCGAUAAGCUCACUAGCUCAGCAUCUGCCAAUGAUCUCCAUAGUGAUGCCCAUCGGGGAGAGGAAGGAGCAGAAGAAGCGCAUUUCGUACGCUCACGAUCUGAACACUUCGAGCAAAGCCGUCAGCAAUUUAACAGGUCCCUCGAGACACUAAUUCAAGUGUUCCCACAUAUGGAACCCGGGGUUUGUGAGCUCGUCUUGAAAGCUGAACACGGCAACCUCGAAAGAGCGGUAGAUCAAUGUUUAGACAUAUCGAAUUCGAAUUAAUAGGAUAAUAAUAAGAUUAUAAAUUUGUAUUUCUAUGAAAUUGUAUUUUCUAUCC
Molecule: messenger RNA, 1263 nt
Organism: Wallemia mellicola CBS 633.66
Lineage: Eukaryota; Fungi; Basidiomycota; Wallemiomycetes; Wallemiales; Wallemiaceae
Exons: 2
Coding region: 90-1208 (372 amino acids)
Biological process (GO): vesicle-mediated transport
Cellular component (GO): cytosol; endocytic vesicle
Molecular function (GO): small GTPase binding; ubiquitin binding; guanyl-nucleotide exchange factor activity
Source: RefSeq, a predicted model, not a curated record